Molecule: messenger RNA, 4029 nt
Organism: Diuraphis noxia (Russian wheat aphid)
Lineage: Eukaryota; Metazoa; Arthropoda; Insecta; Hemiptera; Aphididae
Source: RefSeq, a predicted model, not a curated record
CGCUAUAGCCGUGCAACACGCGCGCCGCUAUACACUCGUCGUCGUGUUCUCGUCCCGUGCAAACAUUCGUCCUUCCGCAUGAAAUAGGAUUGUUUAGAGUGUAAAAAUCAAAAUCAUUGUUACUCGAAAUCCAAAUCUAUUGGUUGAUGGUCACGGUGUUAUAUAACAACCACUUACCAAUUUUGAUUUUGUUACGGUAAGGGACGAGAUAAUAUUAAAACAUUAAUAACAAACYUAAUAUAACAAUUUUCGCGAUUCCGGAAUGUUUGUUACGUAYCCAUAAUUUUUGUGUCCAGUGCGUGAAAUCGUAUAUGGCCUACGGGGCCACGUAGACCGYGGCUGCAGCCCGUCUGUGGCGUCAGUGAUGGUCGUGGUGGCCACGUAAAGGUUACAUACAAUUUUAUUGUGAAUGGUUUGAAUGCCACAAUGCUUCAGAGAUCUCCAUCAUCAAGGAAGAGGCGUGCUGCCAACAAUGACUCUCGUCGAAYCAGUGUGGCGUUUAAUUUGGAAAAUCAGUCAACAAGACUUCCGGAAGGAGGAAGGCAACAGACGCAGCAGUCACCGCAACAUAGGAGAGCUAGUAUAGCAGCUACGUCACCUUCUGAUGGCUUCGAAAUGCGACAAAGGACUAGAGUAUCGCCGGAAGAGGAGUUUUUCGAAUAUACGCACAAACGAAGUCCCCGACCGAGUUUUGUGUCAGAAACUAAAGUACUGCAGUACAUUGAUAAAAGUCCUAGAAAUAGUUUGGUUCCGGAUAAUAUGUCAAGGAGUCCACGAACGAGUUUGGUACCGUCAGAUCAUCGAAAACCUCCUCGAUUAUUACCUGACGAACAACAAGACUCAUAUGCACGGUCUAGUCCUUCAAGGCUUGAGGUCGAUGUCAAUCGGAGUCCUAGGCAUAGUCUUACAUGUGAGCAUCCAGAUCCGAGAAGCCCUAGAAGUCCAAGAGGUAGUAUGGUUCCAGAAGAUGAUUAUUCGGAAUUACGGUCAGGGCUGCGAUUGGACGUGGAGAGUUUUAACAGAAGCUCAAGAUCAAGUACUGCUGGCUUAGAUCCAUCUAGAAGUCCAAAAAAUAGUUUAGUACCGGACCCUAGUCGAUCACCUAGAGGAAGUAUUGCUUAUGAUUUAAAUCGAAGUCCCCGAGGUAGUUUGGCAGUAACACCUGAUGCCAACCGGAGUCCUAGAGGUAGCUUGAUACCAGACCCUGGGAAAAGUCCAAGAGGGAGUGUAGUAUCAGAAGGUGCGUAUAACAUGAGUCGGUCAGCAAGAAGCAGCAUACCCAUGGCCGAAUCAGCUUCUUUGGGAAGAACGCCAAGAGGAAGCAUAGGCUCAGUGUCUUGUGUCCAUUUUGAUCCGCAGUUAAAAUCAACUAGGAAUUCAAUUGAACCGGGAAAUGGAUCUCCAAAAGGAACACUUAAAGACACUCAAAAAAGUUCGUCACCGUAUAAGAACUCACAAUAUACACAAAAACAGAUUUUUCCCGACGAAUCAAGAAGAGCUAGUAGUAGCGUUAGUCAAGUUUCCGGUGACGAAAGGAAACGAUUGUGUGAGCAUGUUAAGCCUUGCGACAGUGGCCUAACUGCCUAUGGUUCGUUGACAUAUCAAUUGAACCAUGCCAAUAUGGAGUCGACAGGCAUAUUCGAUUUUAUCAUAAAAGCACUGAGUAUUAUUCAUAGAACAGUAAUAAUGACGGUUAUCUUGUCCAUUUUCACGGUGGUGCCAUUAAUUAUGUUCGUCGUUGGCGUGGAAUUUGUGCGGGACUGUCCACGGGAACCGCACAUACCGGUGUACAUGAUCGUGGGCGGCAUAUUCGGCAUGAUCAAAAUGGUGUGGUUGCUGUGCCGGCAGGUCAAGUCGCUGCGGUACAACAAGCGCAGUCGACCGGACAUGAGUACGCGGGAGGACAUGGUGUCGUCCAUGGGGUCGCGCAUAGCGUCCGUCGGGCUGGCCGCGUUCCUGGCCGGUUGGUUCGCGCUGGGCAACUACUGGAUACUGUCCGUGUACUGGCCCGACUCGGAGCCGUCGUCGCUGUACGAACCGAACGUGUGGUGCAACCGGACGCUGUACGUCACCAGCCUCGUGCAUCUGGCGCUCGUGUACGCGGCCGGCGCCGUAGUGCUCGCCGCCGUCGUGGCCGUACUGGUGUUCCAGCAGUGCGCGCUCCGGUUCAAAUAGCAUACGGCCACCACGGCGCUGUGUGGUUGUGCCCACGGCCACCAUGGCAGCCGCCGCAUGACUAUCACCAGCAUACUGCCGUACAGCGCCAUACACAUCAGCGUCACACAACCCGUCGACGGCGGUGGAUGUGACGUGGCCUUGUAGACGUGUUGACCGCCACGAUGAGCCACCCUUACCCCGACCAUUCUUCAGCCCCAAUUCCCUCCCCCAACGUCUAUCCCCAGCGCAAAGACCCAAUGCAAUGCCUCGGACGACGGUCGUCUACAAAGGCGGUUGUGACUUGUUGCAGUCGAACACAUGUGCAUCUAGCUGACCGUGGCCACAAUGUAAGUAGGAACUCGACGUGCAACAUUUGAAUGCAUUUGCCGUUUUAAAAUACAAUAAUUUGGUUUUUUUUUCUCAACAUUAGGUUAGACCAAAUCCAACCAAAUCUAACAAUGAAUUCUAAUAAUAUACAUCUAUAGUCAUUAUUAACGAGUGACAAGUAACCACAUUGUAUUGAUAAUCGAUAUUUAUUAAUUACGGUUAUAUGUAUAUAGAUAAUAGAUGUAUUAUAAAAUUAUUUUAAAAGUAUAUUAUUUCGCCUUAAAUACCUACAGUGUAAAACGCAGAACUCUCGUUUACGGCUGGGGUGGUGAUGAUCUUCCAUCAUGAUCAUAUCAUAAUUUGCAGCGUUAUGGUAAAGUUAUAAGGAACACCAACUCUUAAUCGAAUAGAUCAUGGAUAAGAUAUCUAAAAAAUAUUAUWAUAACAUACCUACUACGUUGUGCGUAUAAUAUAGCGUUUGCCUAUAAGUGGUAAAAUCACUCUUAUCAGUGUCAUUUGUAUUCAACAUAUUACGAUCGUUGCGUUACGCAAGGUUAUUUCGUUCGCAUUCAUAUUGUUAGUUACCURCCUAAGUACAGCAUUUGUUUCAUGUGCACUAUAGUUCCCAUAUGCCGUCGAAUUGUUUCGAUCAUUGUCAAAUUUUACCGUUAUGUUAUACCACAGAUACGAAACCACGUAGACGCAUAGGAAUAAUAAUUUAUAACUUAUCAUUUAUAAUUUAUGAGCGCAUUAUAGAAUAUUUAUAGCGUAUGUCUCACCGUGGUUGUUCCCGUAGAUAACAUCUCUUUUCCUAAUUUAWAUUUUUGAAUUAUGAUUUUGAACUGUUAUUAUUGCAUUACUGAGUUACAGCUAUCAUAAUUUCUUAUAUUUGUACUGUAUUUUUAAACUUUAGAAACCGUGUUUCGUAAAAGUUGACUGUAAAUAUUUUAAAAGUAGAAUUACUAAUUUUCAUUCUUUAAACAUUUGAAAUAGUUAAGAGAGUUUYAAAGUUAAUACAUGCGGUGUGUAGAGGAGUAUAAUGUAUUGUUGUAUGGUGGGUAAUACAUAUAAGAUACAAAUAAAAACGGUGUGAUACCCUGUGAAACUUUAAGUGUAAUUUAACGAAUAUAAGUCACUAUAAACGUUUUACAUUCCUUCCCUCAGAACGAUUUUUUUUAAUCCAAAACCGUAUAAUAAUAUACCUAUCCCCGAUUCCCAGCCUGUUUCACAAUUCACGGGUGAACGCUCACCGAGAAAACUAACUUCUUAUUAUUCCUACAUCGAACGUUAGUGUACCUAUCAUUGUGUUUAAAUGCAUCAUGAGCUCAUAUAUACAUAUGAUAUUUUGUUAGCUGUUCUCCUUCGUUUUCGCUCUAUUAUUGUUAUUAUUAUUUUUGUCUUAGAAAUUCACUUUUUAAURAUUGAAGUAGUUUCGUCUCUUAUGAAAUCUUUGUUCUCUGCUUCACUUAAAAGUUUGGUGCCCAAUACACGUUUAACGAAUUGAAACACUUAAAAUAUUUGAAUGCGUUUCGUAGAUCAACCGAC